Messenger RNA from Pseudocercospora fijiensis CIRAD86, 1758 nucleotides. RefSeq lists its product as uncharacterized. The transcript has a single exon. Gene Ontology annotation, biological process: regulation of DNA-templated transcription; DNA-templated transcription. Lineage: Eukaryota; Fungi; Ascomycota; Dothideomycetes; Mycosphaerellales; Mycosphaerellaceae. Gene Ontology annotation, molecular function: DNA binding; DNA-binding transcription factor activity, RNA polymerase II-specific; zinc ion binding. Bases 1 to 1758 code for a protein of 585 amino acids. The record is from RefSeq and is a predicted model, not a curated record.
AUGGCCACACAGCGGCCGUCGCCGCUGGCAUGCAUUGAAUGUCGAAAGAAGCACCUCAAAUGCGACGCAGUUACGCCUAUCUGUACACGGUGCAAGGAUCGAGGGCUCCACUGUAGCUAUACGCCUUCGCGCCGUGGGUGUGGAGGCCGAGCCAGACGACAAGCUCCGUCUACGCAGCCAUUGACAGAUUCGCCCUCACAACCGCGACAGCCUUCAUUCAGCACGCAACUACCUCCUACACCGGCAUAUGAUCCGACAGAGUCGUUAUCCAGCAUACGAACCUCUUCACCAGAUCCUUCUUGGAACCAUGCCAUUACGACAAGCAGAGCAGAAAGCACUGAUCCGGGCAAUCAACCAGUGUCAACACCAGGAUCGGACAGUUCGCCGAAAUCGACGCUUCGAUCCGAAGACGAGCAUUUGACAAAUCUAUAUUACAGCAGCUUUCACCCAAGUCACCCAAUUCUUGUCCCUCGAUCACGCUUUGCCAGCCAGAACUAUUCCGACCACCUGAGAACAAUCGUCAAAUUCGUUGGAUCGCACUAUGCACCAAACAUCUCCAGCGACACAUACAGAAUGGCGGUUGUCAAUUUGAUGGCAGGUGCUAGUGACGAGCGCAGUCCUGAGACGAUCCAAGCAUUGGUCAUUUAUGCCAUCGCUGUGCAUGCACGCUACGAACCUGGCGAAGCCAUGACAGCAAUCACAAAAGCUGCAGACAUCGCGAUCAGCUUGGGCAUGCACCGCGCAGAAUAUGCAGAGGCUCAUGGCUUCAACGACCCGGUUGUGGAAGAGUCGAUGCGACGGACUUGGUGGGAGCUAUUCAUAGCUGACGGCUAUCUGGCAUCCUUGCACAGGCACACAACAUUCAGGAGCAACUCAGUAAAUUCCACCGCAUAUCUACCUUGCGAGGAGAGUCUUUAUGGGAACGGACUGGUAGUAUCAGAGCAUGCGACUAUUGAUCAAUUUGAUAGCAGACACUUUGCCGACGAGGAGCGGCAAUUCUCGUCGUACUGCUACAGGAUCGAUGCCAUCCGAAUCAUGGCGCGGGUGAUGGCAGUCUCGACCGAGAAUGAGACGCAUGCAGAUACGAUCCAGGCCAUCGACAAUGCUAUUGCCGCGUGGAAAUUCAACUUGCCAAAUGAGAAAGCUGGAAUCGUGGACCACACUGGAGCAGUCGAUCCAGUGAUGUUCCAGGCAUUUCUCUACAUAGGAUGCGCGAGCAUAUUCCUUCACUUUCCGCGAUCUGAGCUGCCCAUCUCCAUGCCAGCAGCCGCAGAGAUCCAAUGCGCACAAAGACACAUGGCACAAGUCUCCCCAACCUCGACGCAGCACGCGGCGAAAGCUCUCGCAGCAUCCAAAGACUUGGCAAAUCUGGCGUCUUUGCCGAUGGACAAAUACUCGCCCUUCUUCAUCUGCGGCCUUGUUUUCGCGUGCGUCGUUCAGCUUUCCGCAUGCUCUGCAUAUCCGCGUGGAAGCACCGGGCAGAAUCGCGACCGUGUCGCGUUACUUGUCGGACUUCUGAAGAGCCUGAGUCGCCACUGGUCCAUCGCCAAGUACGUCGCGCAACAGCUAAGGAGAGCAGCGAACGAAAUCUUCAAUCCACGACCGGACGCUGUUACCAGCGCUCAUAGCAGUAACUCGACGUAUGAUAGUAGCAUCGAUGUCAACAACUUCCCUUCCGACAUCUCUUGGUUCGACAUGUUCUACAAUGAUGGAAUGCAGGGCGUGCAGGUGCAAGCCAUGGAGCUGACCGGGUUGUGA